This is a messenger RNA of Nicrophorus vespilloides, 8386 nucleotides long. RefSeq names its product nipped-B-like protein (gene Nipped-B). The coding region runs from base 886 to 6966 and encodes 2026 amino acids. The transcript has 16 exons. Gene Ontology annotation, biological process: replication-born double-strand break repair via sister chromatid exchange; regulation of gene expression; establishment of mitotic sister chromatid cohesion. Lineage: Eukaryota; Metazoa; Arthropoda; Insecta; Coleoptera; Silphidae. Gene Ontology annotation, cellular component: Scc2-Scc4 cohesin loading complex. The record is from RefSeq and is a predicted model, not a curated record. Gene Ontology annotation, molecular function: chromatin binding.
UUGUAUAUAUAUGUGUGUGUAUAUAUAGAUGUAUAUAUAUGUUAUAAAUAAUAAUAAGAAAAAGAAUAGUGAAACAAUUAGUGAUGUUUAUCCAAUGUUCUGGUGCGUUCAUGUGCAUGGGGUAUCUGUAGAAACGCCAGAAACGACUGAAGCGAGUCACCACACUGCAAACCCAAUGCGUUUCACUACAUACGGGACCGAUCAAAUCUCGACUGAGGAGGAAAACAAACUUAUUUACCUCGGAGGAUGCAUUAUCUGUGCACCUGAAGGAAAUAGCGGAAGGCAUCGAUCGGAAAGUUUUCGAGGGCCAAGAUCUAACCUUCCCCAGCAUCGGUCCAACGGAAUUCGCUGCAUUCCGAGUGGUUUUUAAAGUUUGUUAGCUGUGUCAAAUGUCACCUAUAACUGUGUUGACAGUUAUGUCACUUAGCCAUUAGCUUAUUCUGAUUGUUAACGAAAAUGUGACCGUCUAACCAUCAAAAAAAAAUAAAUAUUAAUACAUUCAUUGAGAAGAGCAAGCAAAGCCUCAACACUAAGCCCCCCACCCCGCCCUAGCAAGAGCAGAACACAGCCACCGCAACACUGACCAUCGCAGAAUGCUGAGCAGACCACUACAACAGAGACCCCCCAAAUUAAUCAUCACUAAACAACUGUGAAUGUGCUCAAUUUAAACACAAAACAGUGAUCUAGUGUAAUGCUACAGCUAUAAUCAUUAUAGUAUUCUGUGAUAGUUAUUGGUGAGCCGAUGCUUCUGUUAUAUUUGCAGCACCGAUGCUCUGCAACAAGUCUCAGGCUUCUGCUCCUAUAUAGCAGACGUUUGAAUAUACUUUUUUCAUUGAUUAUCACUACGUCAUGGUAUUUGGGUGAUCGACUUUAACAUUUGUGGAGAUGGAUCGGGACGUUCCCAGUGUACCCAUCACCACACUGGCUGGGGUAGCAAGUCUCACAGACUUGUUACCUGAAAUGCCAUUGCCAACACCAUUACCGCAAACUCUGAGCAACAAAUCAUUGUUGUUUCACCCAAGAGUUGCUGAGGAGGCUCAAAAUUUGCUUAGAGCCAGAGAUGAUACACUUGUUCCACAGCUAGUACACUCACUGAGCCAAACUUCUGCCGAUCAUAUUGAUGUUAAGGACAAUUUCAUUUGCACAGAGACGUCUGUUGUUCAGCAGAAGGAUAUACCAGAGUUAUUGCAAGCAAUGAUUGCAAAAAACCCAAAUGUUUUCAGAGGGAAUAUGGAGCUAAAUAACAUACCAGCUAUAGAAAAGGAAGUUGAGCCUCCUCUGCCUGUGCUGGAGUUGAAGACACCCAAAAAGCAUGUGGAUACUAAUGAAGUUAAACUGAAUUGCACACCAAUACUGGACGUUGUGCCGCCUCCACUAGAAAAUUUAUUUAAAGAUGACAUUUUCAACGAGCGGAUUAAUAGCGACAACACAACAAACAAAAUCGACAACAUCAACGAUAACGCACUAAACGCUGAUGGAAUCCCAAAUGAACUGCAACCUAUUGUUUCUUGUAAUGAUAAUGAGAUGGAAGCUAUUGAAACAACAGAAUCUAAUGCAGAACUCGAUUUCAAAAAACAGCACUUCAAUUCCGUUAAAGUUUUAGAAGAACUGCUGUCAGUGGAGGACGUGGUGGCAGCUGUUAAGGUUAAGCAGGAUCAUGUAAAACAUCAACAACUUCGGUGUGAACAAGACCAACUGCCCCAGCAAUUAAAACAGCAACAGGUGGUCCAAGAGGAGGACGGUAUGGAUAAAUCAAUACAUGUAUUGCAGCCAAUCGUGAGACUGCAGCGAAUAUCAAGCGAGGACCAAAUCCUGAUACAGAAGAGCGUGUCUAGCUUCAUAGAAAAUAAGCCGAAAUUGGCGAAGGAACUUGGGAUAGUAAAUAAUUCGACGAAGGAUGCUCGUGUAUCUAGAAGUUACAAGGAGCAAUCAAACUCAGAUGAAGAAGAAGAGGAGGACUUCACUAAGAAGAAGCGAAAAAACAAAAAGAAUUAUAUUGCUGAUGAGGAGGAUGAUUACGUGCCAGAUACAUUUUCUGCUCUAGUUGGAAAAAAGCGAAGGCACGAUGUGGAGAAGAUAGACACGCCCGUUAUAAAACCAAAACUUCGGAAGGUUGAGAAGAAGUUUGGACCAGUUAUGCAAAAGUUAUCUAUAGAAGAGCUGAUGGAAACCAACACGUACGGCAGAUUCAAUAAGAAUGUGGAGCAUGUUCUCAAAUUUUACAGUGAAAUCGAUGUAUCAGAAAUCGGGGAGGACGGGCUUGUGCCGGACGAACAUCUGCUGAAUAGGCAUGUUGUGCAGGAGCUUUGCACAGAAGCUGCGAAACUGAAGAUAUCUUCUGCCAUGGAAAUGAUACCGUCGGACAAGCUGGUGAAACUACUUAACGCCUUGGAAAUCACAAUCCGGGGAGCGGACCGUGUGACACCGAUUACGGACGAGGAUAAUGAGAGUAUGCGACAAAUCUGGAUCGAAACAGCAAUGGAGCGAGUGAUGGGCGCCGCCGACGCCUCAUUAACUUGUAUGCAUAUCUUGACAUCACGCAAUAUGCCUAAAAGGGUUUAUAUUGAGGAUGUUAUAGAUAGAAUUGUUUUGUAUAUUAAAUACCAAAUGUAUAAUACCAUAUUUCCAUCUUACGACGUUACUUACCGACUAGAUAAUAAGAAGAAAGAUGGGAGACGAAAGAAGUCCGCGCAUGUAUUGGAGAAGAGCAUUCAAACACUGUAUAAUAAGAUUUCCGAGCUGGUUACGUUACUUUCGGAUCUGUUGGACAUCCAGAUCUUAACGGAUACAUCGGUGUUGCAUGCGUCUUCAAUGGGCGUCUCACCUUUCUUCACGGAAAAUGUCAGCGAACUGCAGCUUUCAUGCCUAAAACUAGUUACAACGAUUUUCACCAAAUACGAGAAGCAUCGAAGAUUACUCCUAGACGAUAUCCUGGCAUCUAUUGCACGUCUUCCAAGUACAAAACGCAGCCUAAGAUCGUAUAAACUUAAUAGUGAUGAAAACAUACAAAUGCUAACGGCUUUAGUUCUGCAACUGAUUCAGUGCGUCGUCGUCUUACCGGAAAAUCUGUGCUCCUCAAAAAAAGAAAGGGAUAAAGAUCGAGAUAAAGACCCAAACGCGGACAAUUUAAAAAACGUGGAUAAGGAUGUUUUGAUUUGCAAUAAAAGCAGAGAGGCACUGUCCACGGCAGCAACAUUCCUGUCUGCGUUUUUAAACAAAGUCGGAAACAAAACUGAGGAGAUUGAUUACAGGCCUCUCUUUGAAAACUUCGUUCAGGAUUUACUGGCUACCGUUAAUAAACCAGAAUGGCCUGCCACCGAGUUAGUGUUGGACUUGUUGGGGAAACUCUUGGUAUCGAAUUUUUCCAACAAAGGCACAGACAUGUCCUUGCGUGUAGCUAGUUUAGAUUAUUUGGGAGUUGUUGCCGCCAGACUUAGGAGGGACAGUGUAUUCUCCAGGUGCAAGCUGAACACCAUCGAUCAAAUGAUAAAAGAAAUUAAGUCAGAAGAGAUGAAAGAAAACGACGAGGAGAUCAAUAAACAAAAAUUGGAGGUGAAGAACGACGAGGAGAGGAUACAGUUUCUGCAGAGGGUUUUGCUAGAUUUUUUGGCUGUCAAUGCUCAAAACGACGAGGCCUACCGAUUCGCCAGACAUUUUUAUAUAGUCCAAUGGUACAAAGAAUGUAACACUGAGAAGUCUUCAAUUUCCAACAAUGAAAAAGAUGGCAAGCACAACUCCAAGGAUAACCACAGAAAUAGAAAAAGUAAUGAACGUCGAAUAUCCCAAAGGGCAGCGAGACUUAACAAUCACCUUUCAGGUAUUAAUGAUGAUUCUGACUCUGAGAGCGAUGAAGCAAUAGAAAAUCACAAGGGAGAAGAUCAGCAGAAUUCUGAGAAGAUUAAGGAUUUGGAUGAGAGGAAGAAGUUCUUAAUAUCUAAAAUACGUCCAUUUAAAGAAACCGUCAGUGCCGGCAAUAUGGUCAAAGUUUUUGAGACUUAUAUCGAUUACAACAGUGCGGAAUUAAUAGCACAAUACUUGGCUUCCAAACGUCAUUUUUCUCAAUGCUUUGACCGAUACUUAAAAGCGAUUCUGAUCGUGUUAAAAGAAUCUUCAAUUGCUAUCCGUACAAAAGCAAUGAAAUGUCUAACUAUGAUUGUGGAAGCUGAUCCUUCGGUGCUCGGUAGGCACGACAUGCAAAUGGGCGUGAACUUAUCGUUUUUGGAUCACUCCACAUCCGUGAGGGAGGCGGCUGUGGACCUGGUUGGAAAGUUUGUGUUGAACCGGCCUGAACUGAUUAAUAAGUAUUACGAGAUGUUGUCAGCUAGGAUACUGGAUACCGGUGUAAGUGUGAGGAAGCGAGUCAUAAAAAUUCUAAAGGAUAUUUGCAUCGAGUGUCCUGAAUUUCCGAAAAUACCAGAGAUAUGUGUGAAAAUGAUACGGAGGGUCAAUGACGAAGAAGGUAUUCGGAAACUCGUUAUGGAAGUCUUCCAAAACAUGUGGUUCACGCCGUCCCCAAAAGACACCGGUCUUCUGCGAAAAGUGAUGAAUAUCACCGAUGUAGUUGCUUCUUGCAAGGACAUCGGGUUUGAGUGGUUCGAACAGCUGCUGCUCAGUUUGUUCAAGCCGAAAGAGGAUAAAGAGGAUUCUACUAAAAUCAAUACGGAACCGCCAAAGGCUUUGCUUCUGGCAUGUCGACAGAUAGUGGACUGUUUGAUUGAAAACGUCCUGAAAUUCGAGGAAACUAGCGACAAUGGCGGAACAUCAGAUAGAUUGAUCGCAUGUUUAACUACAUUAUUUUUAUUUGCUAAGAUUCGUCCGCAACUGCUUGUAGAACAUGCAAUAACUCUGCAGCCGUACCUUAGUUUGAAGUGCGAGACGAGUGCGGAUUCGUUGAUAAUAAUGCGGGUAUCCAAAAUGCUGGAACUGGUCGUGCCGUUAAUGGAGCAUCCUAGCGAUUCGUUUCUGGCCCAAUUGGAGGAAGAUAAUAUGAAAUUAAUUCUAAAGCACGACAGACACAUAGUCGCGAGUUGCAUUUCAUGUUUAGGUUCGAUCAUUAACCGAGUCACUAGGAAUUUCAAACUAAUUCGUGAUUGCUUUACCAGAUACUACUCGUAUCUGGAGAGAUUCCAAAAUUGGUUACAAAAUUCUGAGGAGCAUCAGCUCUCCCUGAGAGAAGUUAAAUGCCGACAAUAUUUCCGACGGUCUCUGUUCAUCGUUGGUCUUAUAUUGAGGUACUUUGAUUUUAAAAAUGUUGAAGUCACGGGAGAGAAGUUACUCGAUAUUAAAGAUAAAAUAUACAGUAUGUUUAUUUAUUUUUUACAACAAGACGACGAUGAUAUUCAAGGCAAUACCCUGAAGGCAAUGGGAUCCAUAUGCAUCAGGCACUACGAGUUUAUGCUUGAGGACGAGCUUAAGUGCUUCUAUCAUCGGAUGCUUACUUCGGACGAAGUUCCAUUAAAAAUGAAAAGUGAGGUUCUAUAUAAUAUUGAAAGCUACCUGACCGAGGAGGAAAGUCGCAUGAUCCAACAAGAUUUAGAGUGGUCCAAAAGAUCUAAAGAAGAAAAUCUCAAAGAAAUGGGUGACGUUUCAUCCGGUAUGGCUAGUACAAUCAUUCAGUUGUAUCUGAAGGAAAUAUUACAAUCGUAUUUGCAUCCAGAUGUGCAAGUCAGAUCACCGGCCUUAAAAGUGAUUCAAUUGGUGCUGCAACAAGGAUUGGUUCAUCCUGUUCAAAUUGUUCCUUAUUUAAUAUGCAUGAGUACGGAUCAAGAGGUUUUCAUUUCGCAUACAGCUGACAAACAGUUGCAGGAGAUCGAAAAGAAAUAUCCAGGCUUUAUUCAUGCAAAAUCAUCUUUAGGUAUAAGUCUGUCGUAUAAAUUGCAAAGAAUAUUGCAAGAAGUUUCAAUUGUUAGGGGGUUUAAAAUUAAGGAGCAGGGAGAGUACCCAAGUGCAUUAAAUGGAUAUCUGUAUUCUCUACUUAGGAGUUCUAGACAACAGAGACGUGCCUUAGUUUUAAAUAUAUUAAAGCAAUUUGAUGAUCAAGCUCGAGCAAGUUUAUCGUAUAUGUUGUACCUGGCUGACAAUUUAGCAUAUUUUCCAUACCAAGUACAAGAUGAACCAUUAUUUAUAGUGCAUCAUAUAGAUGUUAUGAUCUCAGUGUCCGGAACGAAUUUAUUGCAAACUUUUCGAGAGGGUCUUCUGAUAACUGAUGCUCAGAAAAUGGCGAACGAAUCGUCCGGCAAGAGUGGUGAGCAAAUCUCCGCUUUGGAUGAGGACGACGAUGACGAGGAUACUUUAGCAGAACGAGUGCCUGAGGAUGUGUCUCAAUUACAAGCUUGCAUUACGGCCGCACAGGGAUGUCUACUAUUGCUUGUCUUGAAGCAGCAUAUCAAAGAUACCUACGGUCUUAGCGAUAGCAAAAUCCAGCAAUACUCACCGUCAGAACCCGCAAAGGUAUAUGAAAAAACAGCAAAUCGAAAAAGCAAUACACAUUUCAAUCCGAAAGCGACGGUCAAUAGGAUAAAACAGGGCAUGCCGCCGGACUUCUUGGACUUCGAUGGCCGAAAAGAACUAAUAAAGCAAUACUUAGAUUUCAAGCAAUUAAUGUUGCAAUUGGACCCGGACGACUUGGAUGACGAUGAAAACCAAAAGAACUCCUCAACGACAAAUGCCAGUCUGACGAUGAAUUCGAGCUCAACUAACGCAACUGGACCGGCGCCGUCGAGCACAUCUAUAUUAACCGAAGCUGACCAAGUAGUUCUAACAAAUUACAAGGAUAAUCCACCACCAAAAGUGCCGAAACUUGUUAUAUCCAAUCGACGAUUGGAUAGUGAUACGAAACAGAACGCUAGAAAGCGGACUACUGAAAAAAGUAAAAAACACAGACACAAGAAAAAACGAAGGAAAUUCGUGAGUUCUUCGGGUGAUGAAAGUGAGAACGACUUUAGUGACCCGGACUUCAUGGCUUAGCAUGAUUAAAACAAAUGAUAUAAAAAGAACUUCUAAAUUUAGUGUACAGUGUAGUGAAGUAGCGGCUAAAUUUUACAAUAUAAAUACAGAAACGAGAAAGAGAGAUUGAUAAAAGGAAAAUCAACAAAUCAAAAUGGAUUUAUAUGAGUCUAAAGCACUACAAAAAAAAAAAUACCACAUAACAGCAAAAUCAUAAGCAAAAAAGUUUCUUCAUGGCAUACAGAGUGUAUCAUUACAGUCAUUAUUCGCCGUUUGCAUAUUAUAAUUUCUAUAUAUUAAGAAAAAAAUAAUCAUGUUUUCCAUUUAUUUUCCUUUUUCUGUCGGAUCAUUUCAAAUUCCACUCUGUAUGUGUUAUGAUAAAUUAUUGUCAGAGUCAAACCAAAAUGUACAAAGCAUAGUAUGAGAUAAUUAAUCCUUAGUUUAUUUAACAAAAACAAACAUUUUUUAUUGUUUGUACGGAUAUCUAAAAUCCGCGUGAAAAAAAGAAAAUUAUUUAUCCUUUUUUUUUUCUUUUGGUGUAUUUACUCUUAAUAAUUUUAUAUUUAUUGAUAGUUUCUUUUCGUUCAGCAAAAUGUUUCUUAGUUCGAAAUUUUCUCGAUUUGGUUCAAUUUUUAUAUAUAUAUAGAAUAAAUAUAUAUAAACAUGAAACCUUUCAUCCAGAAUUCAGGGGCAAUUAAUUACACAAUUCCACAUCAAUUUCCACCACACUAAUUAAUGUAUAUAUAUUGUAAGAAGGAAAUUCAAUAUUUUGAGUAAAACCCGCUAACCUCGUAUGCAUUUUAUGAAAUCUCCUUAGUACGCUAACUCCGGGUGGAAAUUUAUGUGGAAGGAGUCGAACUAACCUGUGUAUUAAAGAGAGUACAUCUUACAAUUCGUCGAAUGAAAUUGUUAACAUGUACUUUCCUUAUAAAUAAAUUAAAUAUAAUAGGUUUAGCAGCUUUUGUAUUUUAGAUUAUAAAAGAAAGGAAUAUUUUUCAAGAUUUUGUAUGCUACUUAUUGUUUAAAAGAGAUAAAAGUUUUAAAAAAAAUAACAAAAAAAAAACACCAAAUACAACUUACAAAUGAGUUUUCUUAGUUCAUUGUUCAAUACAAUAUCUUUUGUAUUUUGUUUGUGAUUAGCCUGCGCGAUCGUCUUCAGGUCAUUAUUACCUGAUUAAGAAUAAAACAAAACAUAAUUAAAUAAAAUUAUACACUAUAUUAUAUAUAUAUAAUAUUGUAAUACAAAAACAACAACAUAACAUACCUUGUCCAGGCUAAUCGUCGUAACAAGAACAAAACGAGAAAGCAAUUAUUAAUAAUAAUAAAAAGUUGUUAUUUUUUUCUUCUAAUAUUUUUUUUAAUAUGUACAGAAAGAAAUUUGAAUUGAACGAAUACAAAUAUUAUUCUGUAAAUUGACCGAAAUAAAGACUGUUUGUUAUUA